AUGUUCGACACUCGAUAUCGAACUCAAAAAGAGCGAAAAGCCCUUCAGCCGACCCUCAAAACGAAAGUGUACAAUUUCUUGGAAAGGCCGACCGGAUGGAAAUGUUUCGUUUAUCAUUUUAGUGUCUUCAUCCUCGUGCUCGUUUGUCUCAUCCUCUCCGUGUUGACGACCGUCGAACGAUACACAUCAAUGGCCGCGGAAACUCUUUUCUUAAUGGAAAUCUUCCUCGUGAGUUUUUUCGGCUGCGAGUACUGUGUCCGAUUGUGGUCAGCGGGGUGUCGAAGCAAAUAUUUGGGAGUAAGAGGACGAUUGAAAUUCGCUCUCAAACCUAUAUCGAUCAUUGAUUUCUGUGUGGUCGUCGCGAGUAUAGUCGUUAUUUUAUUCGGCACAGAGGGACAAGUGUUUGCGACGAGUGCGAUUCGGGGGAUACGUUUCUUGCAAAUUUUACGAAUGUUACACGUCGAUCGACAAGGAGGAACAUGGCGUCUCCUCGGCUCAGUCGUUUUCAUUCAUCGACAAGAGCUCAUCACCACUCUCUACAUCGGAUUUCUUGGGCUAAUCUUCUCGUCAUAUUUCGUUUAUCUGGCAGAAAAAGAUCACAUCGGACCCGAGGGGAAACAAACGUUCACUUCAUACGCCGACGCUUUGUGGUGGGGAGUGAUAACAAUGACAACAAUCGGUUACGGAGACGUUGUUCCACAAACGUGGCUGGGUCGAGUUGUCGCCUCGUGUUUCUCCAUUUUCGCCAUUUCAUUCUUUGCCCUUCCGGCUGGAAUUCUCGGGUCCGGCUUUGCACUGAAAGUCCAGCAGAAACAACGCCAAAAGCAUUUCAAUCGUCAAAUUCCCGCCGCCGCGACACUCAUUCAAUGCGUUUGGAGAUGUCACGCGGCUGAGAAGAGUGAUAAUGGACCAACUUGGAUGGUUCACAUCGACCCACUCGCUCAUUCGACCGAGGAAACGCAUCGAAAAAAGGGGAAUUUGAGUGGUGAUGAGGGACAUGGAAUACAAGGGAUAAGAGUUGGAUUGACACACAGAAGAGGGAGAAGAACGGCUCAUGGAUUGUUCAAGAACACGACGAGGAGCAAUAGCAAAAACAGACACAAAAGUGAUGACAGUGAGAUGAGCGGAUGGAAAGAUAAAGAUGCUGGUGGAAAAGGAAGUGAUCUUGAAGAGGGAAAUCAAGCUAUCCGGCAAGAUUCCCUGAUUGAAAAUGAGGAUGAUGGAGUCGAUAGUUCACCAGGAAUCACCCUCAAAAUAUCACAUAUCUGCGAGUUGACGGAAACACACCGAAACGCAAUUCGAGCCAUUCGAAAGAUCAAAUAUUUUGUGUCACGGAAGAAAUUUCAGCAAGCACGUAAACCGUACGAUGUGCGAGACGUGAUUGAGCAAUAUUCCCAAGGACAUCUCAAUAUGAUGGUCAGAAUAAAGGAGUUACAAAGAAGACUCGAUCAAACGUUGGGCAAACCCGGACAAUAUCAGGGAAGCAACAAAAAAGGACAAGCACAAACAAUUGGAAGUCGAUUGAGUCGAGUCGAGUUACAGGUGCAUUCGAUCGAUCGCAAAUUGGACGCAACCACGCGUCUACUCCAAGCCGUUUAUCGAUCAGUUUCACAGCGACAAUCCGAAGAUAUGGGAUCACUGCGAGCCCAAGUCACGCCGACACCGCCAAACCUCGACAGAUACACUUCCGAGCGUUCCCUUUGUCGUUCCCCUUCUCCUACUCCAACUCCACAAAUGAUGAUUUCUUCCGUUACAAUCUCUCAGCCAGCGUCGCCCGAUAAAUCCUCCGGUUCUUCACUUCUUCCAUCACACGAUCGUCCAGUUUCUCCAUCUCCAUCACUUUCUCCAAACGGAUAUCGA
Messenger RNA from Mesorhabditis belari, 1860 nucleotides. NCBI's taxonomy places the organism in Eukaryota, Metazoa, Nematoda, Chromadorea, Rhabditida, Rhabditidae. The record is from the annotation of a GenBank genome assembly.